GAGGUUAAGGUUUAUAUCCGUUCAGCCAUGACCACCAUCCCAUCCCGCCUUGCGCAGGUAACCCGGUUGUCGAGCAGCCCUGCUGAAGCCAGACAGCGAGUUAUCGACCUUUACAGAGACUGGUAUCGUGCUGCACCAGAAAUUGUUUCUCUGUAUGCUUUGAGCGUUUCGCCGCAGUUCGUAAGACACUGCAUCAGACAGCAAUUCGAACAGAAUCGAUACGUUACGGAUCAGCGCGUCAUAGAUAUAUUAAUUCAGAAAGGCAGACUGGAGUAUCAGGAGACGAUUAAUUGCUGGAAACAGACGGAUCACGUUAUGGGUAUCCUGCUGAAAAACAAAGAUAGACCCCAGCGGACAUUCCUGCAGAAGUUCUACGAAGGUCGCGACGAAGACUCUGUUCUUCCUGCCGCCUCGGGUGUUGUUUAGUACUAUACCGAUGUCUAGAGCAAUCACAAAAACCUUCAUAUCAACCUAUUAUUCUCGUACCUUGUGAAU
This is a messenger RNA of Serpula lacrymans var. lacrymans S7.9, 495 nucleotides long. It is a transcript of the gene NdufA6, whose product is annotated as NdufA6 NADH-ubiquinone oxidoreductase 14.8 kDa subunit. The transcript has 3 exons. Bases 28 to 426 code for a protein of 132 amino acids. Gene Ontology annotation, biological process: response to oxidative stress. Lineage: Eukaryota; Fungi; Basidiomycota; Agaricomycetes; Boletales; Serpulaceae. The record is from RefSeq and is a predicted model, not a curated record.